Rhineura floridana is the source of this 3729-nucleotide messenger RNA. RefSeq names its product zinc finger protein 436-like. Gene Ontology annotation, molecular function: RNA polymerase II cis-regulatory region sequence-specific DNA binding; DNA-binding transcription factor activity, RNA polymerase II-specific. The transcript has 4 exons. The record is from RefSeq and is a predicted model, not a curated record. The coding region runs from base 189 to 2438 and encodes 749 amino acids. Gene Ontology annotation, biological process: regulation of transcription by RNA polymerase II. NCBI's taxonomy places the organism in Eukaryota, Metazoa, Chordata, Lepidosauria, Squamata, Rhineuridae.
UCGUGCCAGAAGCGUGGUGCGUGUCCCUGUAUCAUAAUAAAAGUCUUUCCUUUCUUUCUUCGCCCCCUGGCUGUUUAUUCACUGAAUCUGGCCUGUCGUCAUCGUUUCAAAAAGGAACCCGCUUGGCUUGAGCUGCGCAGAAUAGCGCUGCAAAAACUCCGUUAACAAUAAAGCAAGUGGCCAGUCAGAUGCCUCAAUGGGAAGCCGACAAGAAGGCCCUGAGUGCCACCGCACUCUCCCCUCCUGCAGGUUCCAGCGACUGCUCGAAAGAAGCAUAUACUGCCUCCAACGUGAGAGGUAGAAGACAGCCAGUCGUGAUGCCAGUAAAUUUCAAAGAGGUUGCUGUGUAUUUUCCAGAUGAUCAAAGGCCUCUGCUGGAUCCAGAUCAAAGAAUCCUGUACAAGAGCAUCAUGCAGGAGGUGGAUGGGAAUGUGGGCUUUCUGGGUGAGCAGGCAAAUGAGAACAAAGAGGAUAUUCAGAUGCAAAAGGCAGAGCAAGGCAAACAAACAGGGUCAUCACCAGGAUUAGCAGGAGAAACAGUUUCCCAAUGCCUUGAGAGAGGAGAAACUGUAGUAAAUUACUGCAAGCCAGGGAAGGAGGUGGACCACCACUUAUCAAAGAGAAUGGAUAAUGCCAUUUCUAGCACGGAAGGCCCCCAGGAUCUUGGCAAAAGCCCAGCCAGAAAGCGAAUCCGCAAAUCUCAGAGCCCAAGGAUGUGCAAUGAGUGUGGAAAGACCUUUGCGCAGGCCUCAAACCUUCUGGCACAUAAAAGAAUCCACACAGGCGAGAAGCCAUAUAAAUGUGUACACUGUGGGAAAAGUUUCACCGAACGGUCAAACCGUAACAGGCAUCAGAGGACCCAUUCAGGAGAGAAACCAUAUAAAUGUGUUGAUUGUGGGAAAAGUUUCAGCUUUCGAUCGGACCUCAUUAGACAUGGAAUUACCCAUACAGGAGAGAGACCAUAUAAAUGUUCGGAUUGUGGGAAAAGCUUCAGUCAUGCCUCAACUCUGAUCAGACACGAGAAUAUCCAUACAGGAGAAAAGCCCUAUUCUUGUACAGACUGUGGGAAAAGCUUCACUCAGAGUUCAUCCCUUCUAGCACAUAAAAGACUCCACACAGGAGAGACGCCUUUUAUGUGCCCUGUUUGCGGGGAGAACUUUAACUGGAAGUCUCACCUUGUUACACAUAAAAGAACACACACAGGGGAGAGGCCAUAUAAAUGUUCAAAGUGUGGGAAAAGUUUCAUAGAAAAGUCAAAGCUGAAUAGACACCAGCGAACCCAUCUGGAAAAAGAACUUUACGAAUGCGCAGAGUGUGGGAGAAUCUUUAGUAUUCGAUCCAACUUGAUUAGGCAUGAGAUAGCCCACAGAGGAGAGAAAUCGUAUACAUGCUUCAGCUGUGGGAAAAGCUUCAACCAGUCAUCAAAGCUGAUGAGACAUGAAAGAAUUCACACUGGAGAGAAACCCUAUUCCUGCACAGACUGUGGGAAAAGUUUUAGCCAGACAUCUGAGCUCCUCCGACAUGAGAGGAUCCAUACGGGAGAGAAGCCAUAUAAAUGCUCCAUCUGUGGGAAGUGCUUCAACCGGAGAUCACACCUGAAUACACAUGGGGCAACCCAUGUCGGAGACCAGCCAUAUGAAUGGCCGGACAGCCGGGCAAGUUACAAUAAUAGUUCCCUUCUUAUGUCAAGCGUGAAUCUGCCUGAACAGAUCUAUACAGAGAACCAACCCUAUAAAUGCUUGGAGGAUGAAAAAGACUACAAUCACCGCUCCCACCUUAUUGGUGGUGUUAAUCCACAUGGUCAAGCACAGAUAGGAGGCCAGCUGUGCAAAUGUCCAAACAGUGAAACAAGCUACAGUCAUUGCUCCCUCCUUAUUACUGGCAUCAACCCACAAGAAGGGAUCCACACAGAGGACCAGCCGUAUAAAUGUUUGAACCACGAAACGUGCUAUAACCAUGGCCCAUUUUUUAUAUCAAACAUGAAUGCACAUGAGGGGGUCUCUGCAGGAGGCCAACCAUAUAAAUGCCUAAGUGGUGAUGAUGAAAGCUACAAUAACUCCUCCGUCCUUAAAAUGGAUGUGAGCACCCACAGAGAAGAGAAGCUGUUUAAGUGUUCUGAGUGCGGAAAGACCUUCAACUGGAGAUCACACUUCAUUAGGCACAAGAGAAUCCACACAGGAGAAAAACCCUACUGCUGUCCAGACUGUGGGAAAAGCUUCAAUCGGAGGUCGCACCUUGUUAGGCAUGGGAGAACCCAUGUAGGAUUGAGGCCAUAUUUUCAGGUUGAGGGAGUUUUAGUUCAGGAUCCGAUUAUCUUGAACCCAAAUGAAUCUAUACAUGAGGGAGAUUGUGUAAACACACAGCCUUCGGUCAUGGCUCAUAUUAUAUCACAGACUGGAGAAGUCAUACAGGAAACAAGUCUUGUGAAUAUUCAGUGACAUGUCAGUCAGAUCUUAUUAAACAUUAAAGAACCCAGACAAGGGAGGAACCUCUAUGAUGGGGAAACUUUCAGUUGUAUAUCAGUACCUGCUAGAUAAAGAAUACUUGCAAAGGAGAAACUAUAGCCUAGUUCACAGUAAACGACUUUUAGUUCCAAAGAUUGCCAGAGGGAGCUAUUUCACCCUUAUUUUAAAAAUGGAAACUGUCUGCACAUAGAAGAGUAGCAUGUCAAGGAACCAUUGGCCCUCCAGAUGUUGCUUAACUAUGACUCUCAUCCUCUCUGACCAUUGGCAAUGCUAGCUGGGGUUGAUGGGAGUUGUAGUCCACCAAAACAUCUGGAGGGCCACACGGUCCCCAACCCUGCUUAAAAGUCAUUUUGUAUACUCCAUGUUUCUCCGCAGGAAGCACUUCCCUGCAGGAAACAUCAUGCAGCUCACAUAUAGAUAGCAAUAUAUGAUGAUCAUACACAUUGGUGUGUGAUCAACUACAGCUUCCCAGCACAUGUGAAUGCAGAAAUAUACAAAUCUGUGGGUUAUUCACACAAAACAAUCUACUUCUUGCAUUUAAAGCCUUUCUAUAUACCAAAGGGAUAAAGUGUGAACCAACCUGUUCAGAGAUGUGGAGCUUAUAGCCUUCUGGAUGUUGGACUCCAACCCCCAUCAGCCCCUGCCAGCAAGCCAACUGUUAAGGAAUGAUGGGAGCUGUAGUCCAACAACACUUGGGACUGCCACAGGUUCCCAUCCUUAUUGCACAUGCAAUUAAUUAUUUUAGGAUCUUGGUGUUAACUAACUUUAACAGAAUACUAAAUGUGCAAACAGAAACCAUUGUUUUCAUUGUUCUACUAUAUCCACAAGCAUGCUUAUAAAUCAUUUCACUUUUAUUCAUACAAAUUCCUUUGUUUUAGAGUCAUGCACACAGUCACAUUCCAUUGAACCACUAACACGACAAUUGCUGAACUGUUUUUCAGACAGCUUAAUAUGCUGUUGUCUCUUGGGGAAUAAUGGGUAUGGAAGAUGGCAUUUCUUAUGCACAUUUCUCUCUACCUGUCCUCAUAACACUCGAGUUCCCGCAACAAUCCCUCAAGGAUAUAAAAAUGCUGGUUGUAUUCAUUUCUUUUGUAGUGUAUGAUUUUUUUUCAUUCCUUUCUAAACCUGUGUAGAUUUGUACUAAAAUAUAUUGUCUUCCAAAAGAAUAGAUCCUUUGCCAUAUAAUAAGAGUCUGGAAUUGGAAGGCUAAUCUGUAAUAUUAAGUGGGUUUUUUUUCUAUUGACAAUUUUUAUUAAACUUGUUU